UUAAACUUAUUUUAACUUGUUACAGUCAAAUUCGUAGUCGCUUCUUCAAACUCUCUCUCUCAAUUUCCGAUGAUUGGUUUCAUUCGACCCUUGUGGUAAACCACCACCACAUCUCCUCCGCCGUCGCCGUCGCCGCACCGGAACCCGACCCGCAUUUUUAGUUGAUCCGCCAUUCAAUUUCUCACCCAUGGGAGAGCAAACCCAGCCCCAGACUCAGGCUCAGACCGAACCACCUCAGUCUGAGACUCCUCAACCGCCGCCGCAGCAUGACUCUAUCGCCACCACCACAAUCGCCGAACCAACUCCGACCGAACUCACCAAUGCUCCGCCCCUAACCUCCUCUCCCCCUUCCAAAAUCCCCUUCCGCCCGCGGAAGAUCCGGAAGCUCUCGCCCGACAGUUCAGACCCGAAUCCAUCUCAACAAACCGCCGCCGCGCCCGAAAACCCCAAGCCCAGGCCCACAAAGUCCAAGAUCGUCCAGCCACGCGCCGUCUCGGUUCCGAGAGCCGUCGGCCGACCUCUCCGGUGCGAAGGCGAGGUCGAAUCGGCGAUUCGGCAUCUCCGGAACGCCGAUCCGCUUCUGAUUCCGUUGAUCGACGCCCACCAACCACCGCAAUUCGACAACUUCCACACUCCGUUCCUUGCCCUAACCCGUAGCAUUCUCUACCAGCAACUCGCCUACAAGGCCGGCACGUCGAUCUACACGCGCUUCAUCCAGCUCUGCGGCGGCGAGGCCUGCGUCAAUCCUGAGAGCGUGCUCGCCCAGAGCGCUAUACAGCUCCGGCAAAUCGGAAUCUCCGGGCGGAAAGCCAGCUACCUCCAUGACUUGGCCAGGAAGUACCAGAAUGGAAUUCUCUCUGAUGCUGCCAUUGUAAAUAUGGACGACAAGUCGUUGUUCACAAUGCUGACCAUGGUCAGUGGCAUUGGCUCUUGGUCUGUCCACAUGUUCAUGAUUUUCUCGCUGCACCGGCCCGAUGUGCUUCCGGUGAAUGACCUAGGGAUUCGCAAAGGUGUUCAGCUCCUCUACGGGCUUGAGGAGUUGCCUCGGCCCUCACAGAUGGAGACGCUGUGUGACAAGUGGCGGCCUUAUAGGUCAGUCGCAGCUUGGUAUCUGUGGAGGUAUGUUGAAUCCAAGGGAGCUUCUUCUACGGCGGCAGCGGUUGCCGCAGGUGCUAUAGCACCAAUGCAGCAGCAACAGGAGGAGGAACAACAAUCGCAGCACCCGCAGCAUCCUCAGCAACAGCAGCUUAUGGAUUCGCUCAGCAGCCUAAUUAAUAUUGGGGCCUGUACCUGGGGACCUUGAUUAUGAGUGGAAUCGUGAAGUUUGUCUGUUUCUCAUCUUCAUCCAUUUUGGAUUGACGGAAAUACUUAAAAGAAGUGCGAGACUGAUUCUCAGUGUGGAAAUAUGGUUUGCUGCUAAAAGUGCUGGCAUUCAAGGCCUGUGAGGAUGAGAGUACAUUGAAUAUGUUCAGUAAUUAUGCAUUUUGAUUAAUAAAUACUGUCUAUGAUCUAGGUUUGCUGGUCUUUAGUUUGAAAGAUAUUGGUUUUAAGUUGUCGUAUAGCACUUACUAUAGACUGCAAUAUUUUGCUGCCUUUGCCUUUAGGUCCAGCAUAAAAAGCAGAAAAGCAUUUUCCUUCUAGAUGUAUGUGGUAUGGCACUCUUGGUGAUUGUGGUUUAAAUCUAAAUCACAUUUACCUGAUUUUGAUUGCCCUUAGUACCCGACAUGACCUUUGUGCAUUUAUGUUUAUGUGUACUUUUAGACAUUUAUUUUCGACAGAUAUGCUUUAAAGAUUGUUUUGCACUCUUCCUGGGUGUAUGUUAUUUGGCUUUUC
Messenger RNA from Rosa chinensis, 1833 nucleotides. Its product is annotated as putative DNA-3-methyladenine glycosylase YfjP. The coding region runs from base 188 to 1303 and encodes 371 amino acids. The record is from RefSeq and is a predicted model, not a curated record. Gene Ontology annotation, biological process: base-excision repair; base-excision repair, AP site formation; DNA alkylation repair. Gene Ontology annotation, molecular function: alkylated DNA binding; DNA-7-methylguanine glycosylase activity; DNA-3-methyladenine glycosylase activity. Lineage: Eukaryota; Viridiplantae; Streptophyta; Magnoliopsida; Rosales; Rosaceae. Gene Ontology annotation, cellular component: nucleus; protein-DNA complex. The transcript has 2 exons.